This is a messenger RNA of Pocillopora meandrina, 671 nucleotides long. The record is from the annotation of a GenBank genome assembly. Lineage: Eukaryota; Metazoa; Cnidaria; Anthozoa; Scleractinia; Pocilloporidae.
AUGGUACAAUGUCACCUUACUACCAGUACCCUCCUGGGUCAUAAAAGAGACCGAACAAGCCAUCUACCCAUUUUUUGGGACAGCAAACGGCCCCUGGUAAACAGGGACACACUAGCUCUCCCUCUCAAAGAAGGUGGUUUCAAUAUCCCUCGCCUUGAAACAAAGAUCCAAGCUCUUCGCAUAAACACGAUAAAGAGGUUACUAUCUGGCGAACAAGCACACUGGAAAAGCUUCACUGCACACUUCUUCUCUAUAUCCAACAUUCGACCAGGUAAAUUAGCACUGGCAAUGGACUACAAAACGGAUCAAAUAGACUGGAAUAUCCCUGCUUUCCAUAAAGAGCUUCUGUCAGCAUGGCACAAGUACGCUCCUAUACGACCCGCACAAAUCUACCCGAGUCUUUUACUGAUGUCCUUAAGUAACCUCUCCACCUAAACUGAUAGCUGAUCCAAACAGAAAACAGACCCAUAUGCCUGGCAGACUGGGUAAAAGCCGGAAUCAUCCGUGUAGCAGACAUAUCCUAUGAGGUAGGCCCCGGUUUUCUUCCGACCCUGGCAAUAUACGAAAUAUUAGCUGAUACAGAAGGACGCACUCUCCUCAGAACAACUAGAGAACAUAGAAAGCUUUUAAACGCCAUCCCUUGUAACUGGAAACGAAAAAUAUCCAACUGA